AUGCCCCCCACGCCCACUACCACGCCCCCACGCGCCCAGCACUACCACGCCCCCACACCACCACAGCCAUGCCCCCACGCCCCGGUACCACACCCUUACGCCUCCACCACCAUGCCCCCACGUCUCCACCACCAUGCCCCCCUACGCCCCACUACCACGCCCCCACGCCACCAUUACCAUGCCCCCACGCCCCGGUACCACACCCCUUACGCCUCCACCACCAUGCCCCCACGUCUCCACCACCAUGCCCCUACGCCCACCACCACGCCCCCACGCCACCACAUUACCAUGCCCACGCCCCGGUACCACACCCCUACGCCUCCACCACCAUGCCCCCCACGUCCCCACCACCAUGCCCCUACGCCUCCACUACCACGCCCCCACGCCACCAAUACCAAUGCCCCCACGCCCCGGUACCACGCCCUUACGCCUGACUACCACGCCCCCACGCCUACACUCCCCAUGCCCCCCACGCCACCAUUACCAUGCCCCCACGCCCAAAAGCACGCCCUUACGCCUCCACUACCACGCCCCCCACGCCUCCCCCACUCCUCCAAUACCACGUCGACAAACAAUCUCAGAGCACUGUCUACACGCACCCGGGUCAUUGUCGACACACUUAAACCACUGUUGACACACUCUCAUCACAUUACCGACACACUCUCAGGUCAAUGUCGACACACUGUCAUGUCAGUGUCGGCAACAGAUCGAUGCAUAUACAGGUGA
Molecule: messenger RNA, 726 nt
Organism: Homarus americanus (American lobster)
Lineage: Eukaryota; Metazoa; Arthropoda; Malacostraca; Decapoda; Nephropidae
Product: extensin-like
Exons: 1
Coding region: 1-726 (241 amino acids)
Source: RefSeq, a predicted model, not a curated record